Messenger RNA from Leptonychotes weddellii (Weddell seal), 1000 nucleotides. The record is from RefSeq and is a predicted model, not a curated record. NCBI's taxonomy places the organism in Eukaryota, Metazoa, Chordata, Mammalia, Carnivora, Phocidae.
GAGUUUAUCUAGGAGAUGUGAAUAUCCUUUUUUUUGGUCUGCUCCAAGAAAAAACAUGGCUGCAAAGGAAAAACUGGAAGCAGUGUUAAAUGUGGCCCUGAGGGUGCCAAGCAUCAUGCUGUUGGAUGUCCUGUACAGAUGGGAUGUCAGCUCUUUCUUCCAGCAGAUCCAAAGAAGUAGCCUCAGUAACAACCCUCUUUUCCAGUAUAAGUAUUUGGCUCUUAAUAUGCAUUAUGUAGGUUAUAUCUUAAGUGUUGUGCUACUAACCUUGCCCAGGCAGCAUCUGGUUCAGCUUUACCUGUAUUUUUUGACUGCCCUGCUCCUCUAUGCUGGACAUCAAAUCUCCAGGGACUAUGUCAGGAGUGAACUGGAGUCUGCCUAUGAAGGACCAAUGUAUUUAGAACCUCUGUCCAUGAAUCGGUUUACCACAGCCUUAAUAGGUCAGUUGGUGGUGUGUACUUUAUGUUCCUGUGUCAUGAAAACGAAGCAGAUUUGGCUCUUUUCAGCUCACAUGCUUCCCUUGCUAGCACGACUCUGCCUUGUCCCUCUGGAGACAAUUGUUAUCAUCAACAAAUUUGCUAUGAUUUUUACUGGAUUGGAAGUUCUCUACUUUCUUGGGUCUAAUCUUUUAGUACCUUAUAACCUUGCUAAGUCUGCAUACAGAGAAUUGGUUCAGGUAGUAGAGGUAUAUGGCCUUCUAGCCUUGGGAAUGUCCCUGUGGAAUCAACUCGUAGUCCCCGUACUUUUCAUGGUUUUCUGGCUCGUCUUAUUUGCUCUUCAGAUUUACUCCUAUUUCAGUACUCGAGAUCAGCCUGCAUCACGUGAGAGGCUUCUUUUCCUUUUCCUGACAAGUAUUGCUGAAUGCUGCAGCACUCCUUAUUCACUUUUGGGUUUGGUCUUCACGGUUUCCUUUGUUGCCUUGGGUGUUCUGACACUCUGCAAGUUUUACCUGCAGGGUUAUCGAGCUUUCAUGAAUGAUCCUGCCAUGAAUCGGUAAGUU